AGUCCAAUAAUCGAAAGAAAAAGACAAUUUCCUUUAUUUGUUUUUAUAUUCCAUUAGAAUCAACAAAAACAUUUUUAAUGUUUUUGGUUCAACUUAUUUUUAUAAAUUUAUACUUUUAAUGGAACCUGAAGAUUACAACCUUCACAAAGCUGUGUUUGAGGAUGACCCAAAGUGGUUACAGGAGCUCCUUGACUCUGGCAACCACGAUGUAAACAAAAAAGAUAUGCAUGGAAACACGCCAUUGCAUUUAGCUGCCAUGAUUGGAUCAGUAGAAUGUGUUGACAUAUUGACAAAGAGUGAAGCAGACGCAAAUAUAAAAAAUACAAAAGGAUGGACACCAUUAGCAGAGACUGUCAGUUAUGGAAAUAGAAAUUCAAUUAAAUCGGUAUUAAAAAGAAUUAAACUUCAGAAUCGAAGUUCAUUAGAUGAAAGAAGACCACAGCUUGUUCAAACGCUGAAAGAUUUGCAAGACUUUCGAUUAGAAUUAAAAUGGGAAUUCCACAGUUGGGUACCGUUAAUAUCUCGUCUACUUCCAUCUGAUACAUGCAAAAUUUCGAAAAAAGGUGCCAACAUAAGAAUGGAUACAACACUUAUAGAAUUUACAGAUAUGAAAUGGCAGCGUGGUGAUAUAUCAUUUUUAUUUAAUGGCGCCAAAGAAGGCUCAGAUUCUUUGGUUGUGUUAGAUAAUGAAAAGAACGUCUACCAAAAGCUAAGAAAAAAUGAUAUUGAACAUGAUUUAGAAGAAGAAGUAGACUACCUUAUGUGCAGUGAUAUAGUUGCUGCGCAGAUGUCGACGAAACCUAUCACUUUUGCUCCGGCUCAAAGUGGGUGGAUAUUUCGAGAAUACAAAACUGAGGUUAUUGGUAAAGUUUCUUGUGAGGUGUACCACGUGCAUGGAAUGACACUGAUCUCACGAAAAAGACGAGAACAUUUAUCAGAAGAAGACCUGAAGAAAAAUAAGGAACUUGUCGAAGCUUUUCAUAGGGGUGAUUCAAUGUUAAUGGAAAAUGAGAAAUGUCAACCUCUUCCCCGAAAAGAAUCGCUACCGCCGCCUCCUCCAUGUCCAUUUGAUUGGAGACAGUACUCCUCUCUUGAUAGUCCGCCUUUUAUUGGACGAAAUAUGAAACUCACUGAACAGAAAAAAAGUCUGAAAGCCAAUGUAUGGAUGAGUCAAGACUUUCCAUUAUCUGUCGAACUACUUCUUAGUGUGUUAAACGUGGUCGCACCUUCUAAACAUUUUGAAAAAAUGAAGCAAUUUGUCUCCAUGAAGCUCCCGCCUGGUUUUCCAGCGAAAUUAGAAAUCCCUGUUUUACCGACUAUAGUGGCACGAAUCACAUUUCAAGAUUUUGUUUGGAAAGAUGAUUUAGCCGACAACUUGUUUGUUAUUCCUGCCGAAUACAAGGAGGAUCCACACCAUUUUCCAGACUUUUGAUCAAAAGGGAGGCAAAAAUACAGAAUGCAGAAGAAAAUCCCUAGCCUCAAAGAGCUUCGCUAGCUUUGGCAUUUAUCGCCGAGUAUUGUAGUUGCACACUCGCAUGUCAUCCGCGGAAGUUGCGAAAGGGUCACUGGCACGGGAAGUGUGUGUAGCUCUGUCGUUGUGGAAACCUAUUCCAUUUUGGCAACCAAUAUAUACAAUUAUGUUACUGCAUUUUUUAAACGUGUCUUAGGUUUUGAUAGAUUUGUUACUGCUUGUUUUCGCUUUCUGAGUUUUACCUGAAACAACAAUUGUCAUAAUCCGUGAACUGUCAGUUGAAGAUUGUGUAUAUUGUAAUAAAUAAUGUCGUUCAAAACAAUGUGAUAUUUUUGCGUAAUUUUUUAGUGUAUUUUUGUUUUUAUCAAUUCCUUUUUUUCUACACUGCUUUUUCUGUAUAAGAAGACAAAGAAAAUACAGGCAACAAACAUUGAUACAUAAAAAAGACAUUUUUGCUGUCUGAUCAGCUGGUCUUGAUCGGACACAAAUUUACACGUCGUGCCCAGACUGUUGUUGGAUUUUGAUUAGUAACUAGAAUAUUAGUAAUGUUUUUUUUUUACAAAUACUAGGUUUAUUGUUUUAAUUUAUGCAACGUUGCACAAACAAAAUAUAAUGGAAAGAAAGUAUAGAGACAUUUGACUCGAAUGUCAUUUUUUAACGUAAUUUCCCAGAAUGCACUUUGUUUCAGCGUCAUAUUUGGAAAGGUCAAUUUUUGUGUUUGUUUGGUUGCAUUUUAGUGUUUUCGUCUGAAGAAAUAAAGUUAUAAAUUAUUGUUAUAUAUAAAUAUGUAUAAACUUUUAUUUUUUGUAUUUAUCACGUGGGCUAUUUUAAUGUUUGUUGGUUUCUAUUCGCUCUUCUUCGCAAUUUAUUUUCUCGCUUUUGUCUUAAUUACGUGUUCUACUAUGCACGUCCCAAUCUUUUUCGUUCGCUUUUUUCUGUACUUGCAAUAUUAUACAUUUUACGGCUAAGGACUUUAUAAAAAAGCUAGUGAAAACGAUGCAAUCUGUGACUUUUAAUAACAUUUUCUCGCCUAAAACAACAACUUCAAAGUAUAAUUGUAAGUUUUAAGUUGCACAAAUGUAGAGGUAGCACGUAUCAAUACUUAAAAAUUAAAAAAAAAAAUUAUCCCGAAACUCACUGAAAAUCGUUGACGAACAUUUUUGUCCGAGAACCUUUUGCUCCAUAUGCUUUCAGUUUGCACUUCAUUAAUUUUUUUGAGUAUCGUUGCUUGUAAAAGCUUGAUGUCAAUAUAUUUUUGAAUAUUUUUA
Messenger RNA from Hydractinia symbiolongicarpus, 2739 nucleotides. Its product is annotated as ankyrin repeat domain-containing protein 13C-like. The transcript is spliced from 19 exons. Lineage: Eukaryota; Metazoa; Cnidaria; Hydrozoa; Anthoathecata; Hydractiniidae. Bases 119 to 1432 code for a protein of 437 amino acids. Gene Ontology annotation, molecular function: protein binding. The record is from RefSeq and is a predicted model, not a curated record. Gene Ontology annotation, cellular component: cytoplasm.